CACAGAGCCCGACUCGGGGCUCGAGCUCAUGAAUCGUGAGAUCACGGCCUGAGCCGAAACCAAGAGUCGGAUGUUUAACUGACUGAGCCACCCAGGCGCCCCAGAAAGUCCAGGGUUAUUGAGAGGAGCAGGCCCAGUGAGGCCCCGAGGAAGCAGAAGGGUGGCCAGGGUGGAGCUUUGUGGGGACGCAAAGGGGAACUGACGGCCAGCAGGCCGUCCCCUCCCGUGAACCAGAGAGGAAGGAGGAACGCUGACCAGGAGGCCCGGAUGGAGAGGCGGCCUCCGUGGUGUCGGGCCCCGCCAGACCCGCUCUCGGGCCCCCAGCUCCUGGGUUUGCUCCUGUUUCCCUGGACCCUGCAGCUCGCAGGAGGACAGUUGGUGACCCACAUCGGCGCCCCCAUCGUGGUCUCUCUGGCCAACGAGGCCAUCUCCUUUGGCUGCAAAAUCUCCUACCCGCACAGCCCCGAACUGAAGGACUUCACAGCCUGGUACUUUCACGUGGACCUUCAGAGUCAGAGGAGCUCCGAGAAGCAGAUCAACUGCUCAGCCCACCCGGUCCAAGAGAGCCAGAUGCACAGCCUGAAAUGCUGGGUCACGCCCCAGCUGCCCAACGCGUCAGCCACCGGUACCUACUACUGCUCCGUGCACUGGCCAAACUUGAUAAGAAUCAGCAAAGGAAUCUUCAUCCUGGUCCGAGACACAGGGUACCGAGAGCCCCCACAGGGCGCCCAGAAGCUUCUGCUCUUUUGCUUCACGGGCCUCCUGACCCUGCUGAGCAUCUUGGUCACGGCUCUGCUCCUCUGGAAGAAGGGACAGAUGCGGGCUCCCCCGAAGCGCCUGGACCCCGGCACCGCCCACGGCCAGGAGCAGCCUGCGGCCGAAUCCAUCUACACAUCUCUACAGGGCAGAGACACUGAAAUCUACUCCUGCAUCCAGACCGUGCCCAGCAGCCUGCCCCCCAACCCAGAGCCUUGUCUCCCAGGAGAAAAUGCACAGAUUUACGAAUGACAGCGAAUUUAACCUGGUCUAUGAAAAUCUCUAGGAUGAGCUCCACGGGCCCUUCGGUCUCGCCCUGGAUCAGAUGCCCCACAGCAGCAUCUCCUUCCACAGGACCUGUCCUAUCCCAGGAGUGAGGCCCCAGGGGCGUCCCAUCACCUCGCCCCCACAUUCAAGGCACUUCCGGCCUUGGCCUGCCCCCUACCCCCUCCUUCUGUGUCCCAGCCAGACCCACCGGUCACAGCGUUUCACAUCUGACCCUUGCCCAGACUGUCCCUUCUGCCGGGGGGGGCCCUUCUUCAGUCCUCACAGGCUCUCCUCGACACAGCCCCUCCCCAAGCCCUCCGCACCCUUUCAUGGGCUCUCUGGGCGCCAGCCUGCACCACGGCCUGAGCCGGCGAGGCCAACCGUGAGCUCCUCGGGGAGGUUCCCAGCAAAGGACCCUUGUCGGUGCCGUGAGCGC
This is a messenger RNA of Felis catus (domestic cat), 1459 nucleotides long. RefSeq names its product NFAT activating protein with ITAM motif 1 (gene NFAM1). Gene Ontology annotation, biological process: positive regulation of cytokine production; B cell receptor signaling pathway; regulation of B cell differentiation. NCBI's taxonomy places the organism in Eukaryota, Metazoa, Chordata, Mammalia, Carnivora, Felidae. The coding region runs from base 268 to 1008 and encodes 246 amino acids. The transcript has 6 exons. The record is from RefSeq and is a predicted model, not a curated record. Gene Ontology annotation, molecular function: transmembrane signaling receptor activity. Gene Ontology annotation, cellular component: membrane raft.